AUGCCAGGUCAGAUCGUUAAAGAGAAUGAACCUGUCUCGGUAGCCAUCGUCGGCGGUGGAAUUGUCGGUCUUGUCCUCGCCGUGGGUCUCCUCGGCCAAGGUAUCAAUGUGAAAGUAUACGAACAAGCCAAAGGCUUCCGUGAAAUUGGCGCCGGAAUCGCAUUCACAGCAAAUGCGGUCAAGUGCAUGGAGCAAAUCGAUCCAGAAAUCGUCACGGCUCUGCGCUCUAGUGGAGCGGUUGCUACCUCUCAAGGCGACGAGACAGAUCCCAACGAUUAUCUCCGCUGGCUGGACGGGUACAGUAAGCUGCAGAAGAAAAACGAUCCGUACUAUCAGCGCUUGCUGUAUAGGCUUGACGCUGGAUAUAAGGGUUUUGAAGGGUGCCGACGCGACCAGUUCCUUGAGUCGUUGGUGAAGAUCAUCCCUCCAAGCGUGAUAGAGUGUCGGAAGAGAUUAGAGACUGUGGAAGAUGAAGGCGAGGGAAAGGUCCGAUUGAUAUUUGCGGAUGGGAGUGUGGAAGAGGCUGAUGCCGUCAUCGGUUGCGAUGGGAUUAAAUCCCGGGUGCGUUCACUCCUCCUCGGAGAGGACCAUCCUGCAAGCCAACCUGGAUACACACACAAAGUUGCUUACCGAACUCUCAUCCCAAUGGAAGACGCCAUAAAGGCCUUGGGCGAGUACAAGGCAAACAACCAGCAUUACCACGUCGGGCCAAACGCCCACCUAAUCCAUUACCCCGUUGCGAACCGAAAAUUCGUCAACGCAGCAGCAUUUAUUUCCGACCCAGAAGAGUGGGAAGAGGAAAAGACCGUCGCGACAGGUGAAAAAGUGGACCUCAUCGCCGCUUUCGCGGGAUGGAGUCCCUGUGUCCACAAUGUGAUCGAACUCUUCCCAGAAAAACUAGACAAAUGGGCUAUUUUCGAUCUGUGGCAGUACCCAGCUCCUUAUUAUAACAAGGGAAGAGUUUGUCUUGCGGGAGAUGCUGCACAUGCAUCAAGCCCACACCACGGAGCGGGCGCAUGUAUGGGUAUCGAAGAUAGUCUCUGCCUCACCACCCUAUUUAAGGAGGUAAAUCGGACUAUCAAGGAGGACCCAGCAUCCAAAGAGCAUGCGUUGAUGAUGGCUUUUGAGACGUUCGACGCUGUGCGACGCACUCGCAGCCAGUGGUUGGUGAACAGUAGUCGGCGGGCAUGUGACUUUUAUCAUCAGCCUGAAUGGGCGGAGAAAGAUAAAUUGGUAAAAGCGCAGACUUGCUUUGAGGAGUUGAAGGAUCGGUCGCAUAAGAUUUGGAAUUUUGAUUACGAGGGUAUGGUUAAUGACACUGUUCAGGGUUAUCGGGAGAAUGUGCUCUUAUCGGAUGGAUCGGGAAGUGAAGUUUAA
This is a messenger RNA of Penicillium longicatenatum, 1377 nucleotides long. RefSeq lists its product as uncharacterized. The record is from RefSeq and is a predicted model, not a curated record. The transcript has 2 exons. Bases 1 to 1377 code for a protein of 458 amino acids. Gene Ontology annotation, molecular function: FAD binding. Lineage: Eukaryota; Fungi; Ascomycota; Eurotiomycetes; Eurotiales; Aspergillaceae. Gene Ontology annotation, biological process: secondary metabolite biosynthetic process.